CACACACACCAAAAAAAAGAAAAAAAUAAAAAUAAAAAAAGAUAUCUUAAAAUUAAGUGGAAAACCGCCGCCUCCACCAAAAACAUAGAGAGGCAAGCAGUGUCCAGCGGAGGCGGAGACUGGGAAGAAGGCCGAAGAUGGGAAAGAGGUCAGGGAGUUCAAACCUGAUCAAAUUACGCCGUCGUUUAGAGCACUUCAAGCAUCGCGAAUCCUCCACCGUCGAUGAAAUUGUCCACCAUCUUCGCGAUAAUUACCCAGACUACCAUCGCACCAAGCUCAACGAUCUCAACAGGUUAGUCCAGCAAACCCUAGACUCCUUUCCCUCUCGCCGAAUCAACCUCCUCGCCGCCAAGCGAGCGAAAACGCCGCCGCCGCCGCCGCCGUUUAUAUUCGACGCCGAUGAUGAUGAAGAAGUCGGAGAUGGUGGCCGGAGUGGAUCCAGGAAGAAACCUAAGAGAAUACACCGCAUCCAUCAGGACCGUCCAUCAUCAUCACCGUCUGAUUCAUCUUCAUCAUCGGAGGAAUCCAGUGAUGAUGGAGAUGGUGCGGUAUCCACGUCGGAGGACGCAGUGUACGGCGAGAAAGUGGAGCCGGAGUUCGACCUCACGAAAUCGAUGCUUCGAGCAAGGUAUACAGAAUCCAACAGCGUUACCACGCACAGAGCUGCUUCCGAGGUGAAGGAGGAGAAGAAUGUAGAACUGGAGCUUCCAGGUCGUGAUAAGAUUGACAUGGUGAAUGGAGAGUUAGAUGGAGGGCCAAGUAGCAGAUUGCCGAAUGAGUCGUCGAAGAGGGAAGCAAAAGGUGGUUCUGUGGUUUCGAAAAGUGAGGCUGUUUCUGUGGUGAAAGGGAAUGAGGGGCCGAAGUUCAAGGAUUUGGGUGGGAUAGAUAAGGUUCUGGAGGAGCUGAAAAUGGAGGUUCUUGUGCCACUUUGCCAUCCGCAGUUGCCGCGGUCGCUGGGAGUGAAACCCAUGGCGGGGAUUUUGUUACAUGGUCCUCCUGGCUGUGGCAAGACCAAAUUGGCUCAUGCCAUUGCCAAUGAGACUGGACUACCUUUUUAUAAGAUUUCUGCUACUGAGGUUGUCUCUGGUGUAUCAGGCGCAUCUGAAGAAAAUAUAAGGGAGCUUUUCCAAAAAGCAUAUAGGACUGCUCCCUCUGUAGUAUUUAUUGAUGAGAUUGAUGCAAUUGCUUCAAAAAGAGAAAAUUUACAACGAGAAAUGGAGCGGAGAAUUGUGACACAAUUGAUGACUUGCAUGGACGAAUCGCAGAGACUUGUACAACCAACCACUGCAACUUCAGACUCAGAAAGUUCUGAUUAUACACCUGGUUAUGUACUUGUGAUUGGAGCCACCAAUAGGCCUGAUGCUGUUGACCCUGCAUUGAGGAGGCCUGGGCGAUUUGAUAGGGAGAUUGGAUUAGGUGUGCCAGACGAAAAUGCAAGGGCUGAGAUUCUUGUUCUGCUUACUAGCAACCUAAGACUUGAAGGUUCAUUCGACCUUUCAAAAAUAGCCAGGUCAACAGCAGGCUUUGUUGGAGCUGAUUUGGCUGCCGUGGCUAACAAGGCUGGUAAUCUUGCCAUGAAGAGGAUCAUUGAUGAGAGAAAGUCUCUUUUAUCUGGUGAUUCUAUAGAUGAGGAGCCUAGCGAAGAGUGGUGGAGGAGACCAUGGUUGCCUGAAGAAGUAGAAAAGCUUUCCAUUACUAUGGCUGAUUUUGAGCAAGCUGUAAAAAUGGUUCAACCCUCAUCUAGAAGAGAAGGAUUCUCUACCAUCCCUAAUGUAAAGUGGGAAGAUGUUGGCGGUUUAGAUAUUUUGAGGAAAGAAUUUGAUCGUUAUAUAGUUAGGCGUGUUAAAUAUCCAGAGCUGCAUGAGGAAUUUGGUCUAGAUAUGGAGACGGGAUUUUUGCUCUAUGGGCCUCCAGGAUGCGGAAAGACAUUGAUAGCCAAGGCAAUUGCUAAUGAAGCAGGAGUUAAUUUUAUUCACAUAAAGGGUCCUGAACUACUAAAUAAAUACGUUGGAGAAAGCGAGCAGGCUGUUCGAACACUAUUUAGUCGUGCAAGAACAUGUUCACCAUGUAUACUUUUUUUCGACGAGGUGGAUGCCUUGACAACACAAAGGGGGAAAGAAGGAGGAUGGGUUGUUGAGAGAUUAUUGAAUCAGUUACUUACGGAAUUAGAUGGUGCAGAUCAGCGGCAGGGAGUAUUUGUAAUUGGAGCUACAAAUAGACCUGAGGUGAUGGAUCGUGCUGUUUUACGGCCUGGUAGAUUUGGUAAACUUUUAUACGUCCCUCUUCCAGGGCCAGUUGAACGUGGUCUGAUCUUAAAAGCUCUUGCACGGAAGAAGCCAAUAGAUGCUAGUGUUGAUUUGAGUGCGAUUGGACGGAUGAAAGCUUGUGAAAAUUUAAGUGGGGCAGACCUUGCUGCACUGAUGCAUGAAGCUGCAAUGGCGGCACUUGACGACAAACUAGCAUCAAAUGAGAGCCGUUUGAUUACAUCACCAUGGACGAUUAAAUCAACUCAUUUUGAGCUUGCUCUGACUAAAAUCUCUCCAUCUGUGUCAGAAAGGCAGCAAAAACUAUACUACCAGAAAUUGUCAGAGAGCUUCAAAGCAGCAUGAUAACAAAUGUAAGCCAUCAUCUGACUUUCCCAUUGAAGAGGUUGUUGCAACAUCCACACUUAUUCCACACUAGUUUUACGAACAAUGCCGCCUUUAAGAUACCCCUGGUGGCAAAAAAUUUUGCAGCGAGUCUCGGAUUGGAAUUUUUUUUUUAUUUUUUAUUUUUAUAAAUAUAUAUUCUUUAACUUUUUGGUUGGAGUUAGUUUUGUGGUUUAUGUUAAUAAUACAUACAUGUAUUGAAUCUUUUUAGCAAAUGUUGAUUUUGAAUUUGCCCAUUAAAGUUAUCAAUGUAAAAUCCUUUCAUACUUGUUCAUGCUA
Messenger RNA from Ziziphus jujuba (common jujube), 2927 nucleotides. Its product is annotated as cell division control protein 48 homolog C. Gene Ontology annotation, cellular component: nucleus. Bases 138 to 2609 code for a protein of 823 amino acids. The transcript is spliced from 10 exons. Gene Ontology annotation, biological process: ribosome biogenesis. The record is from RefSeq and is a predicted model, not a curated record. Gene Ontology annotation, molecular function: ATP hydrolysis activity; RNA binding; preribosome binding. Lineage: Eukaryota; Viridiplantae; Streptophyta; Magnoliopsida; Rosales; Rhamnaceae.